This is a messenger RNA of Lingula anatina, 3463 nucleotides long. RefSeq names its product sushi, von Willebrand factor type A, EGF and pentraxin domain-containing protein 1-like. Lineage: Eukaryota; Metazoa; Brachiopoda; Lingulata; Lingulida; Lingulidae. Gene Ontology annotation, biological process: Notch signaling pathway. The record is from RefSeq and is a predicted model, not a curated record. Gene Ontology annotation, molecular function: calcium ion binding; Notch binding.
AUGCAGAGAAAGAUGAGUGUUCCUAAACGUCAAAUUACAUGUGGUACCUUUCUCAGGUUCUCUAAAGGACAUGUGGUUGAAGUAGAGAGAAAAAAUUCAAUUUUUUUACCAGAUUACAUCGAGAGAGAAAUUAUUUUCUUAAUAGGUGGAGGCUAUAAACAUACUUUCAAGAUAGGUGAGACCACAGUGAAGUACGUGUUCACAGACGACAAUGGUAACAGCGCCAAUUUCAACUUCAAAGUGGAAGUGCGGGAUGUCCAACCACCCACCAUAACCUGUCCAAAAGUUGACCCAGUUGUGUCUGCGGACAGAGAGGUCGACGUGUUCUGGGUAGAGCCAACGGUAAAAGACAACAGUGGCAGACCUGUGACGGUGAACAGCAAUAUGAGUCCAGGGAAGUUUUACUGGGGGCGGUACAAAAUUGUUUACGACGUCAGAGACGAAUCUGGAAACCGUGCAAGUUGCUCUUUCGCGCUCAACAUAGGACCUCACCAGUGUCCUGAUCUCCAUACACCUAUCAACGGAGCUGCGGGAUGCGACACCUUUGGGUACGGAGUGUUCUGUACUCUUCAGUGCCAAAAUCCAUACGAUUUCGACUUGCCAGCCGGUAUGACGUCCGUGCCAAGUUUCUACGUGUGUGGCGGGAGCGGGAGAUGGCAACCCACCACCCAAGUGCCCGACUGUACCCGAUACCAGGAUCCAAAUGACAACCUCGUUCUGACCUUAUACUACGAUUAUGAAUGCCCGGAUCCUAGGGCCCAAAAGCAAAUCAAAGAAAAUGCUGUGAGCAAUUUCAAAGCGUCGCCUUUUGGGCUUACAUGUAACUGCAUUGUCACAGUCGAUAACUUCAGAGUCAUAUGCGGCGCCAUUAACGCCAGUGCUGUUCGAGGAACACCAGCGCCCCCUCGAGGUAAAAGGUCCGUGGGGGCUCCUUCACUCAGAGGACAAAAUGUUGAGUUACUCAUGAGAGAAAUGAAAAACGCGCUAGAAAAGAGCGCACAAACCAUCGGGCUUCGUGCUCGGUAUAAUGUUCACGGAGAGGUGGAGAGUUGCCCACCAGGCCAGGAAUAUAAACAAGAGAGAAAUAAAUGUGCGGUCUGCGUGAAGGGAUAUUUUCAGAAUGCGGCACUGAAGUGUGAAAAAUGUCCCAAGGGUCAGUACAGCGAGGACGAGAGGCAGGUCAUGUGUGUGGCUUGUCCCGACGGGGAGAGUACGCUGACCACUGGCUCUUUUAGUAGACAAAACUGUACCGAAAUGUGCAGGCGAGGUUAUUAUUCCGGUAACGGAUUAGAGUAUCCAGACUCCUGUUCGCCUUGUCCUGCGGACACCUACAAUACUGCUCGAGGACAGAUGAGUUGUAAACCCUGUCCAAGAAACACGCACACGGCGCCCCUUGGUGGAGCAGAUGAUAGAAGAAAAUGUAAAGGUCCGUGUCCGGCUGGAACAGUGUCAGUCGAUGGUCUUCAGCCUUGCAAGCCUUGUCCAAAGAACACAUACCAACCAAAUGGAAGGUCAACGGAGUGUCAAGAGUGCCCAUCCGGCAAGGUCACGCUGGGUGAAGGGAAAACAAGGAUUGGAGACUGCAUAGAUCUUAAUGAAUGCCUGUCUAACCCUUGUCUCAAUGGGGCCCGGUGCGAAGAUCGCAUAGACGAGUAUUUCUGCGCAUGCCCAGUUGGUUUCACUGGCAAAAACUGUGAAGUGAACAUAGAUGACUGUGAGAGCACGCCGUGUAUGAAUGGCGCCACGUGCUUGGACAGGGUGAACGGAUACUCGUGUCGCUGUGCCCCCGGUUAUACUAGGGCUGAUUGUUCCCUGAAUAUUAACGAGUGCGCCUCUUCCCCCUGCCAGAACGGCGCUACUUGCGUCGACAAGGCAAAUGGCUACACCUGUCUGUGCGUACCAGGCUUCCAUGGCAACAGGUGCGAGAUUAACGUCGACGAAUGCGCGGACAACCCUUGUGAAAAUGGAGGGAGUUGCCGAGACGGGGUAAACGAGUACACUUGUCAGUGUCGGCCUGGCUUUACGGGGCUUAAGUGUGCACAGAACAUUGAUGACUGUGAAGACGUGAGUUGUCAGAACGAAGGGACUUGCGUUGAUGGGGUCAACAGUUUUCAGUGCCGAUGCCCUCCGGGUUUCACUGGAAGAUAUUGCGAAACUAAUAUCAAUGAGUGCGCUAGCUCCCCUUGCGUCAACGGCGCCACCUGUCAUGAUGACGUCAACAAAUUCAUAUGCAAAUGCAAGCCAUAUUAUUCAGGGAAAACUUGCAGCACACGAGAAUCUCCAUGUUUUGGAGUCGACUUCAACCAGGCGUCCGAGUUGGACUUUAUCAAGUUGGAACCUAAUAUGCCAUUCAGGUCUUUGUCAGCUUUAACUAUAGAGUUUUGGAUGGAGAGCAGUGACAACAAUAAAGUGAAUGGGAGUUAUGGGACGCCAAUAUCAUACGGUUCACGUGCUGGCGACAAUUUCACCAUCUUUGGAUAUACUAACUUUGCAAUGGUGGUCAACGGUGAAGAGGCCAUAACGGGAGUGGACGCAGCAGACGGGCAAUGGCACAAGAUAUGUGCUACGUGGCAGGCAUCAGACGGCAGCUGGCAAUUUUACAAGGACGGCACACUCAAACACAGAGGCAAAGAUCUUUCGAAGGGACGACCUCUACCCGCCGGAGGCAUCUUUGUUCUGGGACAAAAGCUGAACGGCCUGGAGACGUUUUCACCUCUAGACACGUUUAAAGGCAAGCUGCACGGCAUGCGGCUCUGGGACAGGGUACUGGACUGCUCGGCGGAUAUUUCUGAUGCCACAAUAUCCAUUGCAUGGCCGGAUUUCAUCGGAACGAUAGAGGGCCGUCUCGGCAAGACGAGAUCAAUUAUUCCACCAGGAGUUUCAUGUUCUACGUAAAGCCUUUAUCACCAAGAAUGCCACAGCGAAAAUACUGUCCUGUGAAAAAGGCCAAACAAUGAAGUUUGAAUAAUAAUUCUCAUAAGACAAAAAGUAGGAUGCAAAUGACGUUGACGUUACAAAUGUAUAAUAAUUAUUAUCACGGGAAGUAUAUGUUCAUUUUAUCCUCGUACGUUGGUUAGAUGAUUGUUCAUCCAAGCCGCUGAGCAAGUCACCUGCCCUGGUAUGAGGGUCGCUUCAAUUCUUAAAGGACAGUUAUCUUUAAUUUCAUCAGCACAAGUUUCUACCGCGUUUGGUUAAUUAAAAGUAUAAUAAAUGUCAGCGAUAUACCAAAAUGGUCAUUAAUAAAACACCAAAGGAGUAAAUGCGAGCGACGCAGCCUGUUUAUGUAUACCCGUACCAGUAUUUGUUCUCCCCAGGCUUCGUCUAAUUUUUUCUUGAAAAUAAUCCAGCGGACAGAUGACAACGCAGUAUAUCCGGUUGUUAUAGCUACGAGAGUUGUCACGACAACGAGUAACGUGCACUUCUUUGCAUUUUCUUUCGUGAAUAAAGCCGAUUUGCGAUAAGA